AAUGGAGUUGUACAUGAAUUGGCCGGGCGAAGAAGAGAUCAUGUAGUACUACCCCAGGGUCAACAACGAAGAGUAGAAGGUUAAACAGACGGAGAGUUGAGGGAAAAAACAAGAGGGGGAACCUGAUUAAGGCAAGAAAGGAGGUUCUACAGGACAACUAAAGACACCUCAGACUGUUGCAACAUGUUGCACAUUUGGAUUGGUUUGUUAAAGUAGAGGAGUGGUCCUUGUUAUUCAUUUAAGAAACAUUAUGCAAAUGCAUGCAAAACAUAUUUUAUAUUGUGCAUUUUUUACAAAAACACAUGUGCACGCACCCCUGCUAUAUUUCCAUACUGUAGGGGCAGUGUUUCGAAAACGCACAGCUACUCAUGUAGUUUCACAAUACAGAAGAACUUCUUUGUUUACAAAUGGAGUUUAACCUCGAUGCCAAUGUUCCUCCAAUAGAGGAGGCUGCAAUUUCAGGACCGUAGUCCUGGGACCGCAUUUCUGGACUGUGAGUACUGAAUGUGAAUAAAUUUGUUCAACGUUAAAAAACAAAACAAUGUGUCAGGAAUUGGACAGCAAAGUUAACGUUCGCAAGCCGAAGGGAAGGAUGAAUGUCUCAAUCCAAGAAGGGAGGUCCCUGCCCGAAUUGGAAAAAUGCACCACAUGCUGCAAUCACUUCCACUGUCCCUUCUGUAGCUCAAAUGUGUUCAAACCAACAAAGCUCAGCAAGGUCAGAACUCAUUUAGAGAGCCAUUUCAACCGUGCUGUUCUCCAUGAAGGGUACACCAUUCACAGAUGUGGGUUGGAAUGUCGACAACGUUUGCAUUACCACUGCGUCCACUGCCAGUCGAUGCUGUCACGUAAACUGGACUUCAGUAAACAUCUGUCUGUGUGCAAGAAGAGGCCCUUUAAAAUAGCUACAACCAUCCCAGCUCCAACUGCUUCCACCAUCCUAGCCAACCCAGAUCAAACCACCCCAGCUCAAACACCAGCACCUCUCCCUGCGCCCACCACCUCAAAUGCACAGUUGCAAAUGGUUGCUGUGGAGGCAUCAGGGUUGCAGCUUGUGAUGAUCCCCCAGGCGUUAUCAUCUUCCUGGUCCAACGCAUCAGAGCUCAGCUCCAUCUGCACCACAGCCCUCCAAAACCCCUCGUCCUUUCCCACUCCUGUGGAACACUCUUCAGCGGUCAUUCCCUACCCUAUUCCAGGACCGAAGAAGAGGAGAAAACACAAUGAAGAUGACCUAGUGAAGAGGGACUGGGGAACGGCGGCGAAAAGAGCUCCUCAGAGACGCCAAAACACUGAAAGCGAGAGGUUUGGGCUUGUGGUCGCCGACAUGCUGGAGAAGGUUCCACUUGAGAAGCAAAACGAUGUGAAAUUGAAGAUCUUCAAACUGCUUAGUGAGUCGUCAAUGUGAACAUUGAGAGGAUUAAGGCAGCACCACUUUUUGUUUCACAUUUGUUAAAAAUGAUGUGCCCUGACGACAUUAUGCUGGUGAUGUUAUGUUGAUGUCAAUAAUUGUUCCUUAUCUGAACAGAUUUUGUUGUAAAUAAAAAAGUGACAUUGUAGUAAAGCA
Molecule: messenger RNA, 1561 nt
Organism: Gadus morhua (Atlantic cod)
Lineage: Eukaryota; Metazoa; Chordata; Actinopteri; Gadiformes; Gadidae
Exons: 4
Coding region: 542-1402 (286 amino acids)
Source: RefSeq, a predicted model, not a curated record